UUGGAAGUGAUACUAAUCGGCCUGUGUUUGUUUACAGUAUAUAAUGUUAGGAGGCUACAUGCUAAAGCUAAGCUGUCAGAACACUUGCACGAGUCUCGGUGUUGUCGAAACCUGGUUGUGUGUCUGAAUGUACUUCUAGGAGCGAGAUUAGUCUGAGUAAGCCAUGGCUCAGACUGAGAAGAAAGCAGGGCUCCUGAGGAGAACAUCCUCUUCGAAGAAGCCUCUGAAGGAGAAGGUGGUGCUGAUGUACGAGGAGAUAUUUGCAAAGGAAGACCCUACUAAGAACAAUCCUCGCUUCUGGGAUGAGCUGUUUCUGAUGAAGGUCAAUCUGGAGUAUCUGGAGGGGAAGUUGGAGUCUCUGGACGGGGAUGAAGUCGUGAAAAUCAAAGACAACGUCAACAGUUUGUUCCAUCACUGUGUUCAAGCUCUGGCUGAGGAGCACCAGAUCAAAGUAGUCAAUGCGCUUCAGACUCUCUGUGCGCUGUUUCGAGGAGUUCACCACAAGAACAAAUCCGCCACAGGCUUUGACAUCAUCAACAUGCUGAUGGGCUUCGACAAAGCUGAGCUCCGAAUGAAGGAGCUAAUGGAGAGUCUGGACAGUCUGCUGUGCGGUGAUGGAUCAGAGAGUCUGAAGAGUUUGUGUCUGAAACUACUGCUGUGUCUGGUCACUGUGACCGAUAAUAUUAGUCAGAACACCAUACUAGAGUAUGUGAUGAUCAACAGUAUAUUUGAGGCCAUUCUACAGAUUCUGUCUGAGGUUUCCAGUCGAGCGCAGCACGGAUAUGAUGCUGUGGUACUUUUAGCUCUGCUGGUCAACUAUAGGAAGUAUGAGUCUGUGAAUCCUUAUAUUGUGAAACUGUCGAUAGUGGACGACGAGCCGACCCUGGAUGGCAUGGGAAUGGUCAUCCACCACGCACUUGCUGAGUACAAUAGACAGUAUAAAGACAAAGAAGAAGAAAACCAGGGAGGCUUUUUCUCCACCCUCACCAGCAUGGUGGGCAGUAUGUUUAUCGCUGACGCAGAUGAGAAGCUGUCAGUGCAGACUAAUGAAGCCAUCCUGCUCGCUCUCUAUGAGGCCGUGCAUCUCAACAGAAACUUCAUCACAGUUCUUGCACAGAGCCAUCCGGAGAUUGACAUCGCAACAACCCCUGCUGUGCCCGUCCCAGCCUCUCCUCUGACCCCGCUGGGCACCACACCGCCCUCUCUGGACAUGAUGAAUAAUCCUGAGCUUCCUCUGGACCCAAACCUGCAGACAAGUAAUCUUCUUAUAACCUUCCUCAAGUAUUCCUCCAUCGUAAUGCAGGACACCAAAGAUGAACACAGACUCAACAGUGCCAGGCUUUGCCUCAUCAUUCUGACCUGCAUAGCCGAGGACCAGUACGCCGACGCCUUUCUCCACGAUGAUAACAUGAACUUCAGGGUCAACUUGCACAGAAUGCCCAUGAGGCAUCGAAAGAAAGCGGCGGAUAAGAGCAUCCCCUCUCGGCCUUUAGUUUGUGCGGUUCUGGAUCUGAUGGUCGAGUUCAUCGUUACUCAUAUGAUGAAGGAGUUUCCUAUGGAUCUCUACGUACGCUGCGUUCAGAUAAUCCACAAACUGAUCUGCUACCAGAAGAAGUGCAGAGUUAGGGUGCACUACACGUGGAGAGACUUCUGGUCAGGUAUGAUCUUACGCUGUUUUGUUUUUGUCUUUUCGCUUUUUGGUUUGCUAUUUAUUUUCAUUUUAGUUUUAUAUAUAGUAAAUAUUUUAUAUAUAUAUAUAUAUAUAUAUAGUUACGACGAGCUCUAUUAUGAGAUUAUACGCAUGCAUCAGGUGUUUGAUAACCUCUACUGCAUGGUGCUGCGAGUCUCCACCAACGCAGGCCAGUGGAAGGAGCCUGCUAGUAAAGUUACUCAGGCUCUCGUCAACGUCAGAGCCAUUAUUAACCACUUCAACCCUAAGAUUGAGUCGUACGCCGCUGUGAACCACAUCUCACAGCUCUCAGAAGAUCAGGUGCUGGAGGUGGUGCGCUCGAACUACGACACGCUAACCUUGAAGCUACAGGACGGUCUGGAUCAGUUUGAGCGUUACUCUGAGCAGCCCAGAGAGGCCGGCUUUUUCAAGGAGCUGGUUCGCUCCAUCAGUCUGAACGUGAGGAAGAACGUGUCUCUGAGUACCAUGAGUCGGGACGUCCUGCUGAAGGAGUUCUCCUCGAUAUCCUGAGACGACGGGACCUUUGACCUUCAUACUGACACAUCUGAGGCUUCUCCAGAACCGGACAGGACUGGAUUUGAUCUUCAGGCUGGAUUACUGAUGCAGUGUGUGUGUGAGUUUGCUCGCACUCACAACUGACUCGUAUUGGCUUCACAAAGCAAUCAGCCCAACUUUGCACAAUGUGAAUUUCAAUUCUGACUACCCGUUUUUUUUUCUCCUUUAUUGGCGGUCCAGUGCUGAUUCUAUUGCAUAUACUUCAUUGCCUUAGCACCAAACCGAUGAAAGCCAAUGUGCUUGCACAGAAUUACCAGCGAUUUUCAGUUCUUUUCUACAUUCAGAGUGAAUGCAAAGAAAAUAUCCUAUUUUCAUGAGCCUGAAAAAGAAAUGUGUGGGUCAUAAUUCACAUAUAUAUACGAAAGAAAGAAAAUUAUAAUUUGCAUUAAUAAAAUGAAGCCAUUAAGAUUUGCAUUCUGACACAUUUUCGUGAUAAACACAUUUUUUCUCCAAAUUCUCAUUAUUGUAAUGCAAAAAAAGAAAAGAUUCUCAUUACCGUAAUGCACCAGAAAUCUCAUUACCUUCAUCAACUAAUGAUCAUUUUUACAUCCUUUUUCAUUAACAAAUUAAAAAAUUCAGUUUAACACAUGCUACCAUAAUGCAUAUUUGCAAUUUUAAAUAUUUUUUAAUAUAUUACGGUAAUGAGAAUUUGUGAAAUUGGCUUAAUUGUCCUCUCAUUACAAUGCGCUACAAUCUCAUUCUCAUUACCGUGAUACAGUAAUAAUAUAUUUUCUGUGCUUUUUUUAUUCAAAAUAGCAUUUACAUACCAUUAUUUACCGUUUUGAAUAUGAUAUACAUUUUUAUAAUGAUAAUUUGGGUGUAAAAUUACAUCACAAUGCAAACAAAUAUUAAUAUUCCUAAAACAGGUUUCAUUUUCAUGACGUUUCAGCACAUUUCCUCUCAAAUUCUUAUCAGAAUGUGUACAAAUCUCAUACCAUAAUACAAUAAGAAUUAUUAUCCUGUCCUUUUUUUAUUAAAAACAUAAUUUCAGUGUAACACACAACGCCGUAAUGCAUGAUUAAAAUUGUACUUUGGAAUUUAAAUGAUAUAUCUUUAUUACGGUAAUGAGAACUUGAGGAGAGAAUUUAAUUUCCUUGUCAUAUUAAUAAAUCGAUAGGCUUUAUUUUUAAGCAAAAUAUAAUUUCUUAUUCCUUCAGCUUUUUAAAAUGUGACCUGGACAUUUCAUGAGAUUCACAGAAGCGCAUUAAUUUUAAAAAAAUCUGACAGUCUCUUAAUUCUCUUGGCUCUCUCUCAGUAUAUCCCAGUAUUGCAAGAUGUUUCAGUAUGGUAUCAUGAAAAGUUAUGAAGUUGCAGUGUAAAAACUGCUGUAUGUUGAGUUGUAUAACACCGGGUAAAGAAAGAAACAAAUGUAUUAACUUGACACUCCACUGAAAGCUAGUUCUAGAGAAUUCGGAACAUUCUAGAAUCCAAACCAGUUCUAAUUAGUCCAGUUUAAACCAACACGUGGAGGAUAACUGAAUAAAACAAACACAUUUCAAAGAAAUUCUUGGUAAAUUCUUCCUGGGUUUGGUCCUAAUUGAGUAUUUGGCUUCCUUUGCCUUAGUAUUCUUAUUUAUGGGUGUUUGUUUCCUUAUUAAAUCUUGUUUUGUA
Sinocyclocheilus anshuiensis is the source of this 3856-nucleotide messenger RNA. Its product is annotated as UPF0668 protein C10orf76 homolog. The transcript is spliced from 24 exons. The coding region runs from base 164 to 2200 and encodes 678 amino acids. Gene Ontology annotation, cellular component: cytosol. Lineage: Eukaryota; Metazoa; Chordata; Actinopteri; Cypriniformes; Cyprinidae. The record is from RefSeq and is a predicted model, not a curated record.